Messenger RNA from Coffea eugenioides, 1293 nucleotides. RefSeq lists its product as uncharacterized. The coding region runs from base 189 to 1115 and encodes 308 amino acids. The record is from RefSeq and is a predicted model, not a curated record. Gene Ontology annotation, molecular function: acyltransferase activity, transferring groups other than amino-acyl groups. The transcript has 2 exons. NCBI's taxonomy places the organism in Eukaryota, Viridiplantae, Streptophyta, Magnoliopsida, Gentianales, Rubiaceae.
UAAAGAACAUGGAAUUUACUGAAUUAGCAAAACCUCCCGCUGCCUAGUGUUAAGGAUUGAUUAAUAUUUGCUGCUACAGAAGUCUAUCCAUUUGUCCAGUUCAGACUUCAGACUCCAUACCUCAUCUGAUCUCCCUUUCCACUGCAAAAUCAAUCUCAACUCUGCAACUUCUAAGUGCUCUUUCUUCAAUGGCAAUCGCCUCCACAUCCUAUCUUCCCGUAUACUUGGGCACCCAGCCUCAUUCCCACCACAACCUCUAUCACAUCCCUCACUUCAGAACUCAUCAAAAUCCAAUCUUUACCCCAAAAAGGACACACCCUUUUGUCGUCUUCCCUAAACACACAGCGUUCAAUCUCAUCUUCCCACUUUCGACCUCCCAAUCUUCUUUUUCUUCCACCUCUUCUACGCCGACCCUCCAGAAUGCACUUCAAACAGGGCGAUUUCUUACUAAUGAAGAGCUUGAAAAGCUUCAGUUUCUUGAGAGUUAUAGGUAUUUUCAGGAAUUAAAAUCUGGGUUUUUGUACAUAAGAAUGAUGGAUCAAGAAGAAAUGGAUAUGACGGUUAGUUUAUUGUCCGAGACUUUUGCUGAAUCCAUGUUGUUGCCUAAAGGGUAUGUCCGAUUCUUGGAGUAUUUGGUGAAGCAGUAUCUGAUUGAGAGGAGGACUUUAAUGCCUCAUACUGCAACACUAGUCGGUUUCUAUAAGGAGGAUGAAGAGGAGGAUUUACAGUUAGCUGGGACAGUUGAGGUGUGUUUUAACAAGAAGGGUGCUAAUGCUUCUCCUCCUACACCUACUGCUCCCAAAAAUUCUCCAUAUAUAAGCAAUAUGACUGUAAAGGAGUCACUUAGAAGGAGGGGCAUUGGAUGGCAUUUACUGAAAGCAAGUGAGGAAUUGAUUGCUCAUAUGACUUCCUCGAGGGAUGUUUACUUACACUGUAGAAUGAUUGAUGAGGCUCCUUUGAAUAUGUACACAAAAGCAGGAUAUAGCAUUGUCAGGACAGACACCAUCUUAGUCCUGCUGACAUUGCAGAGGCGUAAACACUUGAUGUGCAAGCAAAUUCCAGUCUUGACUAGCCCUUCUGAAAUGGAUACUUACAGCCAGGAACCUUAUUCGUAAAUGGAGAGUCAAAAUGAUUUUGUACUUUUUGAGGUAUUAAAGCGUUCUGACUUAAUUGCCUUCGUUAGAGAAACCCAUUGUGCAUACUUGGUUUCUUUCCCUAGCUUUUGCUUGCUGUAAUUGAAAUUAUAAUUGCAUCUUCUUGGCAGAUGCUUGUAAGUCAUCGGACCUUUUGUAA